AUGGUCGUCACCACCGACUCGUACACGUACAUCGGUGUUGUCGCUGAGGUCCUCAAUGAAGGUCUACCACGCGCCGCAUACCUCGUCAUCGGCGACGAUGCUUCUCGCAGCUUUCGCGAGCGUGUUCAGCUCACGCAUACUCUCAUACUCUUCCAGACGAUUCUCGGACUUAUCAUGAGCUUCGCUUUUGUGGGCGGUGCAUCGACAUUCGCGAAAGGCUUUGUGCCGGUCGAAGUUCGCGCUGCGAGCCUGACAUACGUCAGAAUAGCUGCGUUCUCGACUUUGAGCUCGGCGGUGGAGUACGCAGUGAGUACAUCCACGAGGGCGCUGGACCGACCAGACGUACCGCUUAUCAUCAGCUCGACCAAGUUCGCUAUCAACAUUAUCCUCGACCUCAUCAUCAUCUCCAAGUUUCAUGUAGGCGGUGUGAAGCCUACAGUGAACAUGCAAGCCGCCAUACAGCUCGCUUGCAACCUGACCUCCGCUUUUGCUGGUGUCGUAUACUUCGUCUACGCGACCAGCAUCAAGGAGAAUUCUGCGGCUCGCGUAGAUACCUCCGAUGUAUCGUUAAAACCUACGUUUACCGCACUGAAGAUUCUGUUCAAACCCGGCUUCAUAUUCUUCUGGGAGUCAGCAAUCCGAAACGCGCUCUAUCUCUGGCUCGUUCACGGCAUCAUAACCAUGGGCAGUGACUACGCCACUGCCUGGGGCGUCUUUACGACUAUUCGUUGGGGUCUUGUCAUGGUGCCUGUCCAAGCGCUCGAGGCCACGACACUGACCUUCGUUGGCCACUCCUGGGGAAGGUUUUGCGCGCCGCUAUCCGGCGAAACUACCACGCAUCGCGCCAGCUGGCGUCAGAUCUGGACUAUUACCCGUUGGGCCCUGUAUUCGAUCGCCAUCGCGACCGUUGUUGAAGUACCUCUAUGUUUGCUGAUGUCCUUUCUCGGUGCUCGCCCGUUUGCGCACUACCUCUCUGGCUCAGAUGAAGUCGCUCGUAUCACGGCGCAUAUGUGGCGGACGAUCGACUGGUGCUACAUUUUCUAUGCUCUGUCGACCCAAUUAGCGGCCAUCCUGAUGGCAACACGUCCGAAGUGGUAUCUAUAUCAAUCGCUAGCAUCGAACCUUCUGUAUGUACUCCCUUGGGCGAUUGUCUGUCAGGUGGCGAAGUUGAACCCGCGAGAUGCGUGGACGUAUCAUAGCCUAGUAUUUGGCGGGAGUCUAGUUUUCUCGUUCUUCGACAUCAUCAUAUUCGAUGGGUAUUGGGCUUGGAGAUUGAUGAGAAGGAAGGCUCGAGUGGAGGCGUGGUAG
Messenger RNA from Didymosphaeria variabile, 1308 nucleotides. RefSeq lists its product as uncharacterized. Bases 1 to 1308 code for a protein of 435 amino acids. The record is from RefSeq and is a predicted model, not a curated record. NCBI's taxonomy places the organism in Eukaryota, Fungi, Ascomycota, Dothideomycetes, Pleosporales, Didymosphaeriaceae. The transcript has a single exon.